AUGUCUAAACACAGGAAGGACAAAAGUUUGUCGAAACUCGACAGCAUGGCAGAUGUUCGGGAUAUAUUGGACAUCGAGGUACCGACCACGAGUGAGUUGACGAAAGAAUCAAUUAUUGGCAGCGACAAGAAAAACCGUAAAAAAUAUGAAUACAAAGUGCCAAAGAGACCAGAGGGCAUGCAUCGUGAGGUCUUCGCAUUGCUCUGUAAAGACAAUAACGAUGUACCUCCGUUAUUUCCAACGGAUACCGCAAAAGGAUAUAAACAAGUUAGAGCAAAGCUUGGUAUGAGAAAGGUCAGACCAUGGAAGUGGACACCGUUUACUAAUCCUGCUAGGACAGAUGGUGCUGUUUUUCAUCAUUGGAGACGAGUUGCAGAUGCCGGAAAGGAAUAUCCUUUUGCUAAGUUCAAUAAAAAGGUUCCUAUCCCAACAUAUACCAAUGCAGAAUAUGUUCAACACUUAGUUACAAAUGGUUGGACUAGAGCAGAAACCGAUCAUUUGUUUGAUUUGUGUAGGAGAUUUGAUCUAAGAUUUAUCAUAAUUAAAGAUAGGUGGGAUUGUACAAAGUUUCCCGCAAGAUCUGUAGAAGACUUAAAAGAAAGGUAUUAUCAAGUGUGUGCAGCUUUAACAAAGGCAAAAUCUCACACCGACAAAGUUUAUAUAUUUGAUGCUGAACAUGAAAAACGCAGAAAGGAACAAUUAAAGAAGUUGUUUGAAAGAACACCAGAACAAGUGGAAGAGGAACAGAUGCUAUUGGCAGAACUAAGAAAGAUCGAACAAAGAAAGAAAGAGAGAGAUAGAAAGACUCAAGAUUUGCAGAAAUUAAUAACAGCUGCUGAUCACCAAGCUGAUCCAAGAAAGAAUGAAAGGAAACCUGCAAAGAAAAGUGGAGCUUCUGCUCGAAACAGGCCAAACAAAGCUGACACUUCUCAUACAGUGGAAUCAGCUGGAAUUAAGUUUCCCGAUUUUAAAAAUAGCGGUGUUUCUCUUCGUUCUCAACGAAUAAAAUUGCCAAGUAGCUUAGGUCAAAAGAAAAUGAAGGGUAUUGAACAAAUGCUCAAUGAACUUCGCAUAGAAUUAAAUCCACCGCCCACAGAACAAAUAUGCCAACAAUUUAACGAAUUAAGGAGCGAUAUCGUUUUACACUAUGAACUUCGAAGCGCGUUAUCGACGUGCGAUUAUGAAUUGCAAUCAUUGAGGCACCAAUACGAAGCUUUAGCACCCGGGAAGACAUUAACGAUACCACCUGCCCUGUUACCGAAGACCGAGCCUGAAGUUAAAGCGGACAUAAUAGACGUUGUAGGUUCACCUAGUAUGCCUUCUAUCACUCACUAAUUAAAUUGACAAAGAUUGUAAAUAAUUUUCUGUACAUUGAAAUGCAGUAUCCGAACUACGCUUAUUUAAUGUUCUUUCUCUCUUCAUGUAUAAUUUUUUUACGUUUCACCAGACAACGAUUAAAAAUAAUUUAAGGAAUGUUAAAACUGAGUUCUC
Molecule: messenger RNA, 1491 nt
Organism: Heterotrigona itama
Lineage: Eukaryota; Metazoa; Arthropoda; Insecta; Hymenoptera; Apidae
Source: the annotation of a GenBank genome assembly